AUGUCUGAAAACAACAACACUGAAUCUAAGAAGAAAGUCCCUAAGUCGAAAAAGGUUGAUGACGACGAUGAUGAAGACGUUAUAUAUGCAGAUCCAACUGUUAAUAAGGUCCCAAACUUCGAAGUCUCCGAACUAUCCUUCAUAUUAACUCAGCCGAGUUUGAUUUCUCAACAUGAAGAUGUUGAAAAAUCAGUUAUGGAAAAAAUUAAGGCUGAACAUAUGGCUCCAUAUUAUAAAUAUUUAACUCAUGAAUAUUUACCAAAGGAUAAGAAUAAUAAAACUGUUAUUCCAUUCGAUGAAAAGCUAUACAAAGAGUUAUUGGAUUUGAAUGAACAAAAUAUUACAGAGUUGAAGGAACGUAUAACUGAAAUUGAAGAAAAUGAUGAAGGUGAAUUAGAACUUGCACAAAGUUGGAUUAAAUUAGGUGAAUAUUACGCACAAAUUGGUGAUAGAGAAAAUGCUCAAGAAGUUUUAGAAAAAGCUAUCACUAAAGCUAUUUCUACUGGUGCAAAAAUAGAUAUUAUGUUAACUAUUACAAGAAUUGGUUUCUUUUAUAAUGAUCAACAUUUCGUAAAAGAAAAGUUAGAAGCAAUCAAUUCAAUGCUAGAAAAAGGUGGUGGAGAUUGGGAAAGAAGAAAUAGAUAUAAAACUUACAAAGGUAUGCAUUGUUUAGCAAUUAGAGAUUUUAAAGAGGCAGCGGGUUUACUAGUCGAUUCUCUAGCUACUUUCACAUCCACUGAAUUAACCUCAUAUGAAAAUAUAGCAACUUAUGCGUCGGUUGCUGGUUUAUUUACGUUAGAAAGAACCGACUUGAAAUUAAAAAUCAUUGAUUCACCGGAGUUAUUAUCAUUACUAACUACCAAUUCUGCAUUACAAUCAAUUUCUUCAUUGACAAUCUCAUUAUAUACUUCAGAUUAUUCAAGUUAUUUCCCUUAUUUAUUGGAAACUUAUGAUAACGUUUUGAUCCCAUGCAAAUAUUUGAAUAAACAUGCUGAUUAUUUUGUGAGGGCAAUGAGAAGAACGGUAUAUGCUCAAUUAUUAGAAUCUUACAAAACAUUAUCAUUAACCUCUAUGGCCAAUGCAUUUGGUGUUUCCGUUGAUUUCCUAGACAAUGAUCUCGGCAGAUUCAUUCCAAAUAAACAAUUAAAUUGUGUUAUUGAUAGAUAUAAUGGUAUCGUUCAAACCAAUAGACCAGAUAACAAAAAUUCACAAUAUCAUCUAUUAAUUAAGCAAGGUGACGGUUUGUUGACAAAAUUACAAAAAUACACAGCCGCCGUGAAGUUAACUGGAUCAUCUGAUCACGCAGCUUAA
Tetrapisispora phaffii CBS 4417 is the source of this 1311-nucleotide messenger RNA. RefSeq names its product proteasome regulatory particle lid subunit RPN7 (gene RPN7). Gene Ontology annotation, biological process: proteasome-mediated ubiquitin-dependent protein catabolic process. The coding region runs from base 1 to 1311 and encodes 436 amino acids. The transcript has a single exon. NCBI's taxonomy places the organism in Eukaryota, Fungi, Ascomycota, Saccharomycetes, Saccharomycetales, Saccharomycetaceae. Gene Ontology annotation, molecular function: protein binding. The record is from RefSeq and is a predicted model, not a curated record. Gene Ontology annotation, cellular component: proteasome regulatory particle.